Messenger RNA from Hemibagrus wyckioides, 1173 nucleotides. It is a transcript of the gene mtap, whose product is annotated as methylthioadenosine phosphorylase. Gene Ontology annotation, cellular component: cytosol. Gene Ontology annotation, molecular function: S-methyl-5-thioadenosine phosphorylase activity. The record is from RefSeq and is a predicted model, not a curated record. Gene Ontology annotation, biological process: nucleoside metabolic process. NCBI's taxonomy places the organism in Eukaryota, Metazoa, Chordata, Actinopteri, Siluriformes, Bagridae. The transcript is spliced from 8 exons. Bases 95 to 937 code for a protein of 280 amino acids.
UCAUCACGCAAUGCCCUACCGUGUUUGACGCCAUCACGCGCACGUGCGAGUCGGUAGGAAGCGCGGUGUGGGGGGUUUAUCAUCUGGAAGGAAAAUGGCAUCGAGGUCUCCGAUAAAGAUUGGGAUCAUUGGUGGUUCUGGUCUUGAUGAUCCUGAUAUCCUGGAGGGCCGAACAGAGCGCUAUGUGGAGACUCCGUUUGGAAAGCCUUCUGAUGCUCUAAUUCUGGGCAAGAUCCGGGACGUACAGUGUGUGCUGCUCGCCAGGCAUGGCAGGAAACACACCAUCAUGCCGUCUAACGUGAAUUAUCGUGCGAAUAUCUGGGCUCUGAAGGAGGAGAAGUGUACUCACAUCCUCGUCACUACGGCCUGUGGCUCGCUGAGGGAAGACAUCAGACCAGGGGACAUCGUCCUCAUUGACCAGUUCAUUGACCGGACAACUAAGAGAGCUCAGACGUUUUAUGAUGGUGACCUCAGCAGUCCUGCAGGAGUCAGUCACAUUCCCAUGGCCGAACCCUUCUGCUCCAGAACCAGAGAGGUCCUGAGUGAAGCAGCGAGGUCUCUUGGUGUCUCCUUCCAUGUGAGUGGUACUAUGGUGUGUAUUGAGGGUCCUCGGUUCUCCUCUCGUGCCGAGUCUUUGAUGUUUCGUCAGUGGGGUGCUGAUGUCAUCAACAUGACCACCGUCCCUGAGGUUGUGCUUGCCAAGGAGGCGGGGCUCUGCUAUGCUGCCGUCGCCAUGGCAACUGACUAUGAUUGCUGGAAGCAGCAUGAAGAGGCGGUGUGUGUGGACAAUGUGCUGAAAACCAUGAAAGAAAACGCAAACAAAGCAAGCAGCAUCUUACUGACAGCCAUCCCACUGAUCAGCCAGCUGAACUGGGACGAGACACUCAGCCAGCACAAAGCGAUGGCUGCCUCCUCUGUGAUGCUGCCCAAACACUGAACCUCCUGAAGAUGGACACACACACACUACACUCUUCUGUAAUGAGCAAAGUGCCUGAUUAUAUUUCAGCCAGGGCGACACACACACACACACAAGAGAAUCUCACAUCUCACUUGUUAGUUUGAAUGUACUUUGAGCAUUGUGUGUUUGUUCAUUGUUUAGUUUUUACAGUAAACCACUUUUAUAGCAGAGAAACUCUGGAUCAGUCUGAAUAAUAAAUAAACAUGUUGUCUUCA